CUAAUUCACAUCUCUGAGCUCAAUGAAUGUUAUGAUCCCUUGGUUUAUCCACUUUUGUUCACUCAUAGUGAGCAGGGGUGGGUUCCCUAUCAAAUUCUAUAUAGAGAUAUCCCCCUUGCAUCUGAAACAACUAAUAUUUGCGAAGUUCCUAAUGACGUAAAUAAUGAUGAAGGUGAAGACGAUGUGGAAUAUGAUAAUG
Molecule: messenger RNA, 199 nt
Organism: Acaulospora colombiana
Lineage: Eukaryota; Fungi; Glomeromycota; Glomeromycetes; Diversisporales; Acaulosporaceae
Source: the annotation of a GenBank genome assembly